This is a messenger RNA of Haliaeetus leucocephalus (bald eagle), 1347 nucleotides long. RefSeq names its product D(1)-like dopamine receptor. The annotation marks the transcript as partial. The record is from RefSeq and is a predicted model, not a curated record. Lineage: Eukaryota; Metazoa; Chordata; Aves; Accipitriformes; Accipitridae. Gene Ontology annotation, molecular function: G protein-coupled receptor activity. Gene Ontology annotation, biological process: adenylate cyclase-activating adrenergic receptor signaling pathway. The transcript has a single exon. Gene Ontology annotation, cellular component: membrane.
CCGCGGGCGCUGCGGGCCCUCACCGGGUGCCUGCUGGGCGCCCUGGUGCUGGGCACGCUGGUGGGCAACGCGCUGGUGUGCCUGGCCGUCCUGCGGUUCCGCCACCUGCGCGCCAAGGUCACCAACUGGUUCGUGCUGUCGCUGGCCGUCUCGGACCUCUGCGUGGCCCUCCUGGUGAUGCCCUGGAAGGCGGUCACCGAGGUGGCCGGCGGCUCCUGGCUCUUUGGCAGCCGCUUCUGCGACACCUGGGUGGCCUUCGACAUCAUGUGCUCCACCGCCUCCAUCCUCCACCUCUGCAUCAUCAGCCUGGACCGGUACUGGGCCAUCGCCAGCCCCUUCCGCUACGAGCGCAGGAUGACGCAGCGCCUUGCCUGCGCCAUGAUAGCCGUGGCCUGGGCCCUCUCCAUCCUCAUCUCCUUCGUCCCAGUGCAGCUACACUGGCAUAAAGCCGAGGACAGGAGCUAUCCGGGCUCCCGGCAGCCUGGGACGCCCCGCUGCGACGUCAGCCUGAACCGCACUUACGCCAUCGCCUCCUCCCUUAUCAGUUUCUACAUUCCCGUGGCCAUCAUGAUCAUCACCUAUACCAGGAUCUACCGAAUCGCCCAGGCCCAGAUCCGCCGCAUCUCCACCCUCGAGCGAGCGGGGGGGCAGUGGCCACCUCACGGCAAGGAGCCCACCUCCUCAUUGCGGAGUUCCCUGCGCAAGGAGACCAAGGUGCUGCAGACCCUCUCUAUCAUAAUGGGAGUCUUCGUCUGCUGCUGGCUGCCCUUCUUCCUGCUCAACUGCCUGCUGCCUUUCUGCCAGCCCGAGCUCGAGAGAGACCGCGAAGGACAGUCGCCCUGUGUUGGCCAAACCACCUUCAACAUCUUUGUGUGGUUUGGCUGGGCCAACUCCUCAGUGAAUCCAGUGAUCUAUGCUUUCAACGCAGACUUCAGGCGGGCUUUCAGCAACCUCCUGGGCUGCCAGUGCUGCUGCUGUGGCACACCCAGAUCCACUGUGGAGAGAGUCAACUUCAGCAAUGAGCUGGUUUCCUAUCACCAUGACACCACCUGCCAGAAGGAAGGAGCUGCCUCGUCGUCAGUACCCCCCACUGCCGUCGCUGCCUGGGUGCAGCCCAUACCCCAUGCUGUAAACCUGCAGGGAGAGGACAGCAGUGAGGAGAUGUCUAUGGAGAAGAGGCCUGUGACUUCUCAGGCACAGGCUGCCCCUGGCAGCAGCCCCAAGAGUCGUCAAGUGCCAGCUAUUUUGCAAUUGGAUUGUAAGGCAGAGCUAUCCCUGGAAACUAUUACCCCCUGUGCAGGGCUUGGUCGGUGUGAGGGACCUCAUCACCCUGUUCCGGAGGGAUAA